Molecule: messenger RNA, 1806 nt
Organism: Panonychus citri (citrus red mite)
Lineage: Eukaryota; Metazoa; Arthropoda; Arachnida; Trombidiformes; Tetranychidae
Product: peptidylglycine alpha-hydroxylating monooxygenase-like
Exons: 3
Coding region: 111-1175 (354 amino acids)
Cellular component (GO): extracellular region
Molecular function (GO): oxidoreductase activity, acting on paired donors, with incorporation or reduction of molecular oxygen, reduced ascorbate as one donor, and incorporation of one atom of oxygen; copper ion binding
Source: RefSeq, a predicted model, not a curated record
GAAAUUUGAUUUUCUUUCUGAUUCGCAAUCAUUUCCUCUAAAAGGAUAAACAUCAUGACUGAUCUUUUUCUCAUCGAAUUUUUCUAAUUAUUGUUAAUUACUAUUCUCCCAUGGAACUAAUUGCCUCACAUAUUGUUUCGAUUGGGAUUUUAAUCUCAAUUGGUUAUAAUGUUUCAUCUUCUCCUAAUCUUGGAUGGAAACAAUUUCCAAUGUUGAUGCCAAAUGUUCAACCAAAUAAGAAAGAUUCAUACCUUUGUACAGCGUUUAAAAUGCCAAGAUAUGAGACUGAAUAUAUUGUGGAAUUCAUUCCGAAUGCAACUAUGGCAACGGCUCAUCAUAUUCUCAUCUAUGGUUGCCAAUUACCAGGUUAUUACGAACGUGACACCCCUCGAGCGGUUUGGGAAUGUGGAGAAAUGGCUGGAGGGGUUGACGGUAAUUCACCUUACAAACGAGCUGCCGUUUGUAAAGGAGUCCAAUCAAUUAUUUACGCUUGGGCCAUGGAUGCACCUAAAUUGGUUCUACCUGAAAAAGUUGGCUUCAAAGUCGGAAAAGAAACGGAAAUCUCUUUCCUAAUCCUUCAAGUUCACUAUGCUCAUGUUGAUCGUUUCCUAAAUGGUGACUAUGAUCAAUCGGGAAUUAUUUUAUCCAUGGUUCCAGGUAUCACAAAGACGGUUACAAAACGAGCCGGAGUACUACUUUUAGGAACUUUAGGUCACAUUCAAGCCCGAUCAACGGAACACAUGGAAACCUCAUGUAGAAUUAAUCAGCCAAUUGUGAUGCAUCCAUUUGCUUUUCGUACUCACACUCAUAAACUCGGUAAACUUGUUACCGGUUGGCUUAUCAAAGAUGGAGAAUGGAAACUAAUUGGAAAACGAGAUCCACAAAAACCUCAGAUGUUCUAUCCCAUAAAAAAUGACUCCAUUGUUAUAAAGCAGAAUGAUGUUGUUGCUGCGAGAUGUACAAUGGAAAACUAUCUAUCACAUCCUGUUUCCGUUGGACCCACUGGAGAUGAUGAAAUGUGUAACUUUUACAUAAUGUUCUGGGUCGACGGAGAUGAUGAUUUAGAACAAAAAUAUUGCUUCUCCUCUGGACCUCCAACAUAUUAUUGGUCUCAAGAUCCAUUGAUAGGAAAAGUACCCUUGUCCAUCGACAAGAAAGCGAGUAACAUCAAUUAGAAUCGAUCAUUAAUCCGAUAGGACGAAUUUCAAAUUCUCAAUGUCGAAGAAAAAAAAACAACAACAACAAAAACAAUUGCCAUUCUCCUUGGGGCAUGAAAUAAUCAAAAGAAAACUCUUUUAUCAUUGUCAACAAUCAUUCUUCAGGCUUCAUCAUCAUUCCCACUUGAUGAUUUUCUUUGACAAGACUAAAAGAUUCAAAUCUGAUGAACUCAUUGAACCUCAUCUCCUGAUAUCUCAUCAUGUUUCCUUCAUCACAAUUGAUUCUUGAAAUGAAUUUUCAAAAGAUUAUCAUAUAUCCAAAGCUAACUCCAAAUCUAUUAUCCAUCUCAACUAAACCAAAUCUGCUUUUGACCUCAGGGUCUAUUGGUGUCUUAUGGUCAAUUAUUUCAUCAUUCAAAAACUUUUAUUUAUGGAUUAACUGUUAAUUGUUAAUAACUGCGAAUUUAAAUUAUAUUCUAACUGUUGAAAUUGUAAAGAUUGUGAUUAAUCUACCAUGACUUAACCAAUGUUAUUAUUUGACAAUCAUUAUUGUUUAUCAUUUGAUUCAUCAAACACAAUUAACUUGUUUUCAAUGAGCUAUUAACUUUUCUAAUCCAAUUGUUAUAAAAUUGUCCAUUUUUAUUGACAA